This is a messenger RNA of Ipomoea nil (Japanese morning glory), 1277 nucleotides long. RefSeq names its product purine permease 3-like. Gene Ontology annotation, cellular component: membrane. The coding region runs from base 50 to 1135 and encodes 361 amino acids. Gene Ontology annotation, molecular function: purine nucleoside transmembrane transporter activity. Lineage: Eukaryota; Viridiplantae; Streptophyta; Magnoliopsida; Solanales; Convolvulaceae. The record is from RefSeq and is a predicted model, not a curated record. The transcript has 2 exons.
GGCCAUGCUGCCACUUUUGACUUCCGAGUGAGAUCUGAAAGCAUUGAAAAUGGAGGGCCAAACGAGAACAACAAUGAGGAGAAUCCUCCUUUUCUUGUCCUGUAUAAUCUUAUCCAUCGGAAACUGCGGCGGCCCUUUGCUCAUACGCCUCUACUUCCUCCGAGGCGGCAACCGGAUAUGGUUUUCCAGCUGGCUACAAACCGCCGGCUUCCCGGUCAUUUUCAUCCCGCUUCUCGUAUCUUAUCACCGCCGCCGGCGAGCUUGUAGCGAUGAAAGCUCCAAAAGCAGGAAGUUCUUCCUAAUCACACCGUUUUUGUCCAUCGCCGCCGCACUACUCGGCGUUCUCGUAGGCGUGGACAACUAUUUCUACUCCUACGGCAUGGCAAAGCUUCCUGUGUCGACCUCGUCUCUCAUCGUAGCCACCCAGCUGGUCUUCACGGCCGGAUUCGCUUUCCUCCUCGUGAAGCAAAAGUUCACGGCGUUUUCGACAAACGCCGUGGUAUUAUUGACAGUCGGGGCGGUGGUGUUGGGGCUCCGAGCCGGAAGUGACCGCCCGGCUGGAGAGUCAAACAAGGCCUAUCUUUUAGGGUUCGUGAUGACUGUGGCUGCGGCGGCGUUGUAUGGGUUGAUUCUGCCAUUGAUAGAGCUGAGUUAUUUGAAGGCCAAGCUGCAGGCAGUUAGCUUUAGUUUAGUGUUGGAAUUUCAGAUGAUUAUGGGUUUUGUCGGUACUAUUUUCUCCACUGUCGGAAUGGUCAUAAACAAGGAUUUUGAGGUAAUUCCAAGGGAGGCAAGGGAAUUUGAACUGGGAGUAACAAAAUACUACGUAUUAGCCGUAUUUACUGCGAUUGUAUGGCAAUUCUUCUUUGUGGGAGCUCUUGGAGUCAUCUCCUACGGUUCAUCAUUGCUCUCAGCUCUCAUAGUCGCGGUUCUGCUCCCCGUAACGGAGAUCUUGGCCGUCAUCUUCUACCAUGAGAAGUUCGAAGCCGAGAAAGGCAUCUCUCUGUUCCUCUCAAUCUGGGGAUUUGUUUCUUAUUUUUACGGCGAUAUUAAGAAUACCAAAAAAGAUAAUAAUGAAUCAUCUGCAGAAACAGAGAUGACCAGUGCUCCAACCGUUGCUUCCACGCAAGCAGUAUAAAAGAACCUAAGCUAUCCUAGCUUCUUUUCAUAUGUAUGAAAAUAUAUGUAUGUGCGUGCAUGUGUACUGUUAGUUGUACUUUAAAGUUUAAAGGCUUUGACCAGUUUGGUAAAUGACUAUUAGCUUAUUGGGUUAAUUAAAA